AUGGUUGUGAAUCCAAUUUAUGUGUACAAUUCCAAUGAGUUAUACUAUGCAUAUGAGGCUGCCAAUAAUUCUACCAUCCCAAGGUUACUGUAUCGGGCGAGAUCCAGCGGUUACUUGUCAAUAAAGGAAGCACUGAAUGGGCUGUUGUGUAUACUUUGCAGAAUGAUGCAUGCAAUAAUUAUGUACAGUGUGGAGCAAAUGGCAUUUGCAAGAUUAACAGAUCACCCGUUUGCCAGUGCUUGCCAGAGGAAAACGAGUCGGAAGGAGGAUAAAAAAGUAGUAUUCCUUUCAGUCAUAUCAGCGGUUUGUUUGCUACUUUUUCCGGGUUUGGGCUCUUCCUGGUGUAUAAUUCUGAAGAGAAGAAAUAAAAGAGCUUCAGGAGACAGUCAGGAGAACUUGGAGUUGCCACUGUUUGAUUUUGAUACAAUUGCAGCCGCCACCAAUCACUUCUCCCACACAAACAAACUAGGGGAGCGUGGUUUCGGUCCAGCCAACUUAACCCAAGAAGAAUUCGUAGCUGUAAAGAGAAUCUCAAAAGAUUCUGGCCAAGGGACUGAAGAGUUUAAAAACGAAGUUAAGAUGAUAUCCAAUCUUCAACAAUGGGAUCUUCUUAAACUUUUGGGCUGCUGCAUCGAAGGAGAUGAAAGGAUGCAGAUUUGCCCAACAAUAGCUUGGAUUGCUUCAUUUUCGGUCUGCGAUUCUGCCCUUCAUCUUCCUUAUCAAAAUAGAAAGGUGUUCUUAAACUGGGAAAAGCGAUUAGACGUUACCACGGGAAUCGCACGAGGACUUCUCUACCUCCCCCAAGAUUCCAGACUAAGAAUCAUUCAUAGUGACCUUAAGAGCAGCAAUAUCUUACUUGACAAUGAGUUGUACCCCAAAAUAUCUGACUUUGGCAUAGCAAGGAUUUUCGGAUGCAAGCAAACUGAAGCAAAAACAAAACGCAUAAUUGGGACAUAG
Molecule: messenger RNA, 957 nt
Organism: Pyrus x bretschneideri (Chinese white pear)
Lineage: Eukaryota; Viridiplantae; Streptophyta; Magnoliopsida; Rosales; Rosaceae
Product: G-type lectin S-receptor-like serine/threonine-protein kinase RKS1
Exons: 5
Coding region: 1-957 (318 amino acids)
Biological process (GO): protein phosphorylation
Molecular function (GO): ATP binding; protein tyrosine kinase activity
Source: RefSeq, a predicted model, not a curated record